Messenger RNA from Colletotrichum karsti, 1224 nucleotides. Its product is annotated as molybdopterin cofactor. Lineage: Eukaryota; Fungi; Ascomycota; Sordariomycetes; Glomerellales; Glomerellaceae. The transcript has a single exon. Gene Ontology annotation, molecular function: pyridoxal phosphate binding; catalytic activity; molybdenum ion binding. Bases 1 to 1224 code for a protein of 407 amino acids. The record is from RefSeq and is a predicted model, not a curated record.
AUGACAGACCAGUUCGACGCUAGCUAUGACGCACCAGAAGACACCGAGACGAAUGGGCCGAUUCGCAUCAAGUCGAUUUACAUCCAUCCUGUCAAGUCAUGUGGCUUCAUUGAAGUGAACCGGGCUCUUCUGACCAAGACGGGUUUUCUUUACGACAGAUGCUUCGCCAUUUCUACCGAAGUUGUCGAUCCAGACACGAGAGAAAUAUCAUGGAAGUUCAUCAGCCAACGUACAAAGCCGAACAUGUGCCACAUCAGGACAGAAAUUUGGCUUCCUCGCGACAAUAGCGACGCUAAUGAUCCGCUAGUCCAGGCGGGUGGAUGCGUCGUGCUCGCUUUCCGUGACCCGGAUCCUCCCAGCUGGAUUCAACGGCUCGAGACUCUGCUUUACACGUGGGACUCCACCGCCGUACCCGAGGUCAUGAUGAUCGCACCACUCCAACCUACACCUUCGGAGACAAGCGAAUUCGGAAUCAAAAUCAAAAAGUUCGGUAUUCAUGCUCGCCAAGCAAGCGGUCUUGACAUGGGAAGCAUCCCGUCAGUCGCGGAGGCCCUACCUAAACUGAAGAAAUACCUCCAAAUCCCGGAUAAACGAGGCUUGACACUCAUGAGGUGCACCCCUGACACCUUAACCCGAUGCGAUAGGAACUUGGCGCCCCUCCAACACAUCGGCACACCAUCUGUUCACGGCUACACCGACCAGCAGCCCGUUAAUGUUAACUCCCUUUCCUCGGUGCAUGCCGUCUCGGCACUGAUGCCGCCGGAGAAUCGACCCCUGGAUGCUCUUCGCUUCCGCGCAAAUAUCUGGGUCACUGGAGCGCCGGCAUUCGCGGAAGAGUCCUGGAAGCGCUUCCGUAUUCUUCCAAAGGCGAUCUCUGAGGACAAGAGAGCUGAAGUUGCGCCAAAGCUCUCGGUCGUCUGCCGUACUUCUCGUUGCACGAUGCCCAACGUCAACCUCCAGACAGCUACCUUCGACGCAGAUAGACCAGCGGCGGAAAAAAAGAAGGGGAAACCACAACCGAGUACGACUUUGAUCGAUUACCGUACUGUUGAGAAUGGUAACCCCGCAGCAUUGGGGUACAUUGGUAUGCACUGCGUUCCUGAGGACCAGGACCUAGAGGAGGCCAAGGAGCAGAGGGCAGGUUUGUAUGUCAAAGUAGGUGAUGAGAUUGAGGUGUUGGAGACUGGUGUCCAUCUGUAUGGCUCAACCGGCAAAGACUAUUAG